Messenger RNA from Penaeus chinensis, 1632 nucleotides. RefSeq names its product headcase protein-like. The transcript has 3 exons. Bases 136 to 1152 code for a protein of 338 amino acids. NCBI's taxonomy places the organism in Eukaryota, Metazoa, Arthropoda, Malacostraca, Decapoda, Penaeidae. The record is from RefSeq and is a predicted model, not a curated record.
GCGAGCUGGCAGGCGGAGGAGGAGGACAGCUGCAUUUCUGCAGCUGAGUAGAGAACGAGACAACCAGAACAGCAGACAGACAGACACAAGACACUUUCCUGUGACAGCCAGAGCCACACCCGAGACAGUGGACCGAUGGUGAAGAUGCCCCAGCGACAGCGGCACAACACAGGCGGGGGCGCCGGCGGGGCCGAGCUGCCCCUGCUGGACCCGGGCGUGAUCGAGGCGCACAACGCGGUCACGACGGCUCGCUGCUGCGUGCCCCUGGCGUGCGGCUGCCUCCGCGGCUACGAGCCCAUCAGCCUCGAGAACCCGACGGGCUGCGUCCGCGUGCAGUGCAACAACGAACAUUGUACAAUAGGAACUCUGAUGCACGGAGAGUGCUUCACCGCCUGGGAGGCCCACGUGCUGGCCUUCCUGCGGUCGUGCGGGCGCGCGCGCUCGUGGUCGGAGAAGCAGCGCCUGCAGAACCUGUGGACGAAGCGCGGCUACGACCUGGCGUACAGGGCGUGCUCGUGCCUGUGCAACCGCGGCCACCUGCGCAAGGACCUGGACUGGACGCCGCCCACCGAUUCCGACGACGACACCAAGACCAAAAAGAAGAAGAAGAACCGCCAGAACCAGAAGCCGACCCUGGUCACGGUGGGUUCCGGGACCCUCAACAACAACAACACUAGCAACAACAACAACAACAGCAGCAGCAGCAGCAACGGCAGCAGUAGCAACAGCAGUAGCUCGACGCCCGGCGGGGGCAGUGCCGGCCAGCCGUGCCAACGCCACCGUGCCAACUCCAUCUCGUCGACGGGGUCCUCGCCCCCCUCGGACGCCCCCAACAGCCCCCACCACGCGGCCUCCGGGAAGCGCAGAUCCAGAGAUUUCUUCUCCGACAGAAGCAGACAUGGAUCCGGCGGCGGGCUGUUCGCCAGGAGAUUAGAUUUCAGCAGCUUCAACGCUUUACCGAGACACAAGAUCAACUCCUAUCACAUCAAGGUACACGUUUUAGGUCAGUCCAGCAGGUCAAAUGAGAGCAAAAUGUGUAGAGGGCCAAAUAGGCCUAUACAGUAUUUGUUUGGCCCAAUUUUUUUGCCAGCUGUCAAGGUAAAUACAGUGCUAACCCCACUCGUGCUCUUUCUUUUGUUGUUCUUAUUAUAAUUAUCUGAAUUAGAACACAGGAACUUUUUUCUAGACGUAUUGUAGGUUAUUUCACUAUCUUAGAUUAUUCAGAAAGGAGUAUUAUUUAGUAUGAGAGAGAGAGAGAAAAAAAUAAAUGCGAUACUCCCUCCCCUACAACAUACGCGUGGCAGGUAGGUGACGCUGACGUCUUUAAGAGACAAUAAUAAUUAAAAAGGAAAAGUCCGGAAUAGCGUUUAAUGUCUUACCGUUCCGUGUAAACUACACGCGCGUCAGUAAGACAAAAAAGAGAGGACAAAGAAAAGAAAAGAAACACCAAAUAUAUAAAACAAAAAAAAAAAAACGAAAUGCAAGCAGGUAGGUGAAUCUCUCAAUUUUCCAUCACGCAAAAUGUAGUCUUUUUUAUUAUCAUAGCGGCUUUAUGUCAAUAACAUCAAAACUUGUUGCUUUUCUCACCCCCUUUUCAAAUUCAGUCAAAUUAUUAUUACUAUGAUAUCAUCC